AUGAACCGACAAGUAGGAUCUCGUGCAAGGGGGGCUAGCGAGAUAGUGAGAUGUCGCACCCAAGAGAAUGACGAAGAGGAGAUCAUUAGGGUUCCUACGUUUGAUAACUCGGAUCUGAUUGCGAAGUUUAAACAAACCCUAAUUGGAAGGAUGUUUCACCCUGACGGAAGAAGUGUGGAAGCCCUGUUGAAGCAUAUGCCAAAACGUCGGAUCUGGGAUGUAGAGGGAAGAGUACGAGGAACGAACUUAGGGAAUAACAGGUGGAGCUUCUCCUUAGAGAGAUGGACCCCUACAAUCAAGGAAGAUUUCCCUAACUCUCUGCCUUUUUGGGCGGUGGUAUCGGGUGUGCCGAUUCAUUACAAGAAGCUCGAAACCUAUGAAAGUGUGGGGAAAGCAUUGGGAGUUUAUGACAAGGCCGAUGUGGAAGGAGGCAGAGUGCGAGUCUUUGUUAAUGGAGAUUUGCCACUGAAAUUUGAUUGUAAGAUUGGCUUCGAGAAUGGAGAUGUAGUAAAGGUGAAAAUUCAAUACGAGGACCUCUAUAGACACUGCUUCUCAUGUAAGCGGAUAUCUCACGAGGAGGGGACUUGGCCUGAGCUUAACGAGAACCAAAGAGAGAGAAACCGUCUUGCAAGAAUCGAACAAAAAGAUAAAGAGGAAAGAGCAACAAGAGAGGCGUUCUCACAGCCACAACGAAGGAGCCCGGGUGCUUACAAUGAUAGGUAUGAUCUGGAAAACAGGGGAAGAGAGAAGAGACCCAUGUACCUAGAGUCUCCAGGAGCACACAGAGGGAGUCAAAGAGAAGAUGAGAGGCAGCAUGAUCUACGCAAGCAAUUAAAGGAAAAACGAGAGGGGACUCAGUAUGAGAAUCAAUCGAAGAAACAUUGGGAUCAGGGAUAUACAAAUUCCAGGAGUAGGAUGUCAAUCGACUCGCAGAGAACUAUCUCAGAAAACCCCCGACGACAAGAUUACAUGGCACCUGCUAGGAGAUGGAAAUCACAAUCCCCACCAUCAGGGACAUUGGAAUGGAGACCACUUAACAGAGCCCGAGAAUCUGAGAAGCCACGGGGCCUGCUGAAGAAGGACAACUUGGUAGGAAAUCCCAAAGGAUCCUCGGGAGGAGAGGUUCCUGAAGAAUCUGCAAAUAAUAGGAGCAAUACUGAAACUCAAGGACGCCUACAGGACAAUCAGACAAUGCAUUGUAUGGAUAUUGAUUCAAAUGAAAGAGGCCAUGAGGAAGAAACGGCAAGGUCCAAAGAAAGACUGCCUCAGACAAGUGACCUAAACCAGGGCUUGAGGGUUGAACAAGGCGAUGAAGAAGUCCAGGAAACAGAUAAGGAGAGAGAAGCGCGAGAAGAGAAAGAGACGGAUGAGGAUAUCGAGGAGUAUGCUGCUCUAGGCAUGACAGACGAGAUGAUUGAUGAGGAUGAUCUUCUGGACGGCAUUGUAGAAAUGGAGAAGGACAUGGAGGAUGGCCGGAUAGAGGCUAUCUCGCAACUAUCUCCGGAGCGCCCUACGAACAAAACCUCUGUGUCAAAAGUUAAGACUGGCAUGCUCAAUAUUCAAGGAGUGGAGAAAGGUGGACGCCCAGGAAACACAAUGGAAAAAAAGAACAAACAAAGCUCUCAACAGAAUGCAUCCUUAGGGCGAAAGAGGGGAGCUCGCAGCCCGGACCUUAAAGGAGCUUCAGCGUCAAGAAAGCUAGCAUGA
Molecule: messenger RNA, 1707 nt
Organism: Brassica oleracea var. oleracea
Lineage: Eukaryota; Viridiplantae; Streptophyta; Magnoliopsida; Brassicales; Brassicaceae
Exons: 3
Coding region: 1-1707 (568 amino acids)
Source: RefSeq, a predicted model, not a curated record